GGGAAAACUCUUCUGUGGGUGUGUAUCAUUAUUGAAGCUGUGGCCCCAUUUAUGGGGAAUCAAACGUGGGAGUGACUGGGACAAGAGUUGGGAAAAAGGGAAAAGAAAACGUUAGACGACAUAUAAAACCCUAUAAAGGUCUGAGGGUUUAAGGCAUCACACCCUAUUUCACUCAUCACACGCCAUGUACCGAGUUCUGCGAUGCAGAGAAAUGAGACCAAGAGUAGCUCAAGCCGUUGCUUCAAGUUGGUUCAGCUCAUUUAGCUUGCCGAGAACAAUUCACACCUUAUCUUUUGCAACCGUAGAAGUUGAAGAGAUAUCGGGUUCUCAGCCUGCUGAAGUACUAAACUUGGCUCAGGGUAAAUGGAUUGGAUCCUCUUGCUCGAAUUCAGUUGUGGAUCCUUUAAAUGGAGAAUCAUUCAUUAAAGUUGCUGAGGUAGCUGAAACAGGGAUACAGCCAUUUGUGGAGAGCUUGUCUAGGUGCCCCAAACAUGGUCUACACAAUCCAUUUAAAGCGCCAGAGAGGUAUCUUUUAUUUGGAGACAUAUCGACAAAGGCAGCUCACAUGCUUUCUCUGCCAAAGGUUUCCAAUUUUUUCUCUAGGUUGAUACAAAGGGUUUCUCCAAAAAGUUACCAGCAGGCCCUGGGUGAAGUUUAUGUCACGCAAAAGUUUUUUGAGAAUUUCUCUGGUGAUCAGGUUCGUUUCUUGGCGAGAUCUUUUGCAGUACCAGGAAAUCAUCUCGGGCAGCAGAGUCAUGGUUUUAGGUGGCCUUAUGGUCCUGUGGCAAUUGUCACUCCCUUCAAUUUCCCUCUGGAGAUUCCUGUACUUCAAUUGAUGGGUGCACUUUAUAUGGGCAACAAACCCAUUCUUAAAGUCGAUAGCAAGGUGAGCAUUGUGAUGGAGCAAAUGAUUCGUUUGCUUCAUUAUUGCGGGUUACCUGUGGAAGAUGUGGACUUCAUCAAUUCUGAUGGGAAGACAAUGAAUAAAUUAUUAUUGGAGGCAAAGCCACGAAUGACUCUCUUUACUGGUAGCUCAAGGGUGGCUGAUAAGUUAGCUGUUGACCUCAAGGGCCGUGUUAAAUUGGAAGAUGCAGGAUUUGACUGGAAAGUCCUGGGGCCUGAUGUUCAGGAGGUGGAUUAUGUUGCAUGGGUCUGUGACCAAGAUGCGUAUGCAUGCAGUGGUCAAAAGUGCUCUGCACAAUCAAUCCUUUUCAUGCAUGAGAACUGGUCUAAAAGUUCACUUAUUUCCAAAAUGAAAGAUCUGGCUGAGAGAAGAAAGUUAGAAGAUUUAACAAUUGGCCCAGUUCUUACUUUUACAACUGAAGCCAUGCUUGAACACAUGAAUAACCUGCUUCAGAUAUCUGGAUCAAAGCUGCUUUUCGGUGGUGAGGCUUUAGAAAAUCAUUCGAUUCCACCAAUAUAUGGUGCUCUAAAACCAACAGCCAUUUACAUUCCACUUGAAGAAAUAUUAAAGGACAGCAAUUAUGAACUUGUGACGAGAGAAAUUUUUGGACCAUUCCAGAUUGUAACUGACUAUAAAGAAGAUCAACUGCUGCUGGUGUUGGAUGCUCUUGAGAGGAUGCAUGCGCAUCUAACGGCUGCUGUAGUCUCAAAUGAUCCACUGUUUCUGCAGGAGGUUGUUGGAAAAUCAGUGAACGGGACGACUUAUGUUGGACUGCGAGCAAGAACAACAGGGGCUCCACAGAAUCACUGGUUUGGACCAUCCGGAGAUCCAAGGGGUGCAGGAAUUGGAACCCCAGAAGCAAUAAGGCUUGUUUGGUCUUGCCACAGAGAAAUCAUAUACGAUUUGGGUCCCGUGCCAAAACCCUGGGAAAUUCCACCAGCAACCUGAGGCAUCACGUUGACAGAGAACUCUGCGGCUAAUAAACCCGAUGAGAAAUGCAAAUUGGGCUGAGAGACGAUCUUUAUUGACAUGUCUAUUUUGGGGACAAUGACUGAUUGGUAGUGUUUAAUAAGAAAAUAAUAUUUUAUACA
Messenger RNA from Malania oleifera, 1995 nucleotides. Its product is annotated as delta-1-pyrroline-5-carboxylate dehydrogenase 12A1, mitochondrial. The transcript is spliced from 16 exons. Gene Ontology annotation, molecular function: L-glutamate gamma-semialdehyde dehydrogenase (NAD+) activity; aldehyde dehydrogenase (NAD+) activity. The coding region runs from base 185 to 1852 and encodes 555 amino acids. Lineage: Eukaryota; Viridiplantae; Streptophyta; Magnoliopsida; Santalales; Ximeniaceae. Gene Ontology annotation, cellular component: mitochondrion. The record is from RefSeq and is a predicted model, not a curated record.